Penicillium samsonianum is the source of this 1791-nucleotide messenger RNA. RefSeq names its product putative nucleotide-sugar transporter. Bases 1 to 1791 code for a protein of 596 amino acids. Gene Ontology annotation, cellular component: Golgi apparatus; endoplasmic reticulum-Golgi intermediate compartment; cis-Golgi network. The record is from RefSeq and is a predicted model, not a curated record. The transcript is spliced from 2 exons. Gene Ontology annotation, molecular function: antiporter activity. Lineage: Eukaryota; Fungi; Ascomycota; Eurotiomycetes; Eurotiales; Aspergillaceae. Gene Ontology annotation, biological process: UDP-glucose transmembrane transport.
AUGGGGCUCUCCGCCGGCACCCACCACCGUCGGCGAAGCUCCAUGCUUACCGGGACAGGGCGGGCCUCACAACCAAUUUCGACAGAGCGCAAUGACACACUCUGGUCGCAUGGAGAUGGAGGAAAUAACAAACGCGAGGAACAAGAACCUCUGACUGCCGAAGAUGACACCGAUGCGUCCGAUAUCUUAUCCGCUACAGAGACUCUGGAGCUGGACCCGAUGAGUUCGGAUGAUGACCAAUAUGACGAGGAAACCGGACUCACAACACAUCAAAAGCGUCAGCGACGUCGACGGCGAAAGCAGCGCCGCAAGUUGGACGCUCGAAUCGCAGACGUCAAGGGCCAAGGUUCUAUUCGCGAGAUUCUGUCGGACAGAAACGUGGUCAAGAAGCUGCUAAUCAACGGCGGGCUGAUCUUGCUAUGGUAUCUCUUCUCGCUGUCCAUUUCAAUAUACAACAAAUGGAUGUUCUCCGAGAGCGAUAUCGUCUUUCCUUUCCCUCUUUUCACAACGAGCUUGCACAUGGCUGUCCAAUUCUCUCUCUCCGUUAUAAUACUCUGGAUCUUUCCAUCGCUCCGUCCACGACAACCGCCAGGGUCUGCGGCUACAUCUCCCAUUAAUGGCCCCGAAGAACCACAACCUCUCAUGUCCAAAUUGUUCUACUUCACUCGCCUCGUGCCGUGUGGUGCAGCCACCUCCCUUGACGUUGGACUCGGAAAUAUGUCCUUGAAGUUCAUCUCUCUUACUUUCUUAACCAUGUGCAAAUCGUCUGCACUUGCCUUCGUCCUGUUAUUUGCUUUCCUUUUCCGUCUCGAAACACCUUCAACAAAAUUAAUCAUCAUCAUUGCCACAAUGACAAUAGGUGUCGUGAUGAUGGUCGCUGGAGAGACAGCUUUCAAUGCGCUUGGCUUCGCACUCGUCAUUGCGUCAGCGUUCUUUUCGGGCUUCCGAUGGGGUCUAACACAAAUUCUAUUGCUUCGCCACCCGGCUACUUCAAAUCCAUUCUCAACUCUCUUUCUCCUGACUCCUAUCAUGUUUUUCUCGCUCAUCACCAUCGCGCUAUCUAUCGAGGGUCCUCGUGAGAUUUACCAAGGAUAUCUCGCGCUCGCCAACAAACAUGGGAACUUAUUUGGCUCGUUCCUUCUGAUUUUCCCUGGAGUACUUGCAUUCUGCAUGAUUUCCUCCGAGUUUGCGCUUCUAAAGCGUUCCUCGGUUGUCACACUGAGUAUCUGCGGUAUCUUCAAGGAAGUAGUGACAAUCAGCGCAGCAGGCAUUAUCUUCCACGAUAAGCUCACAGCGGUCAAUGUGACCGGUUUGAUCGUCACUAUCAGCAGCAUCGCUGCGUACAACUACAUGAAAAUUGCAGGAAUGCGCAGCGAGCUACCGGAAGAUGAUUCAUGGAGUCGCGAGUCGAGUCCUACAUCUGACACCGAUGAAGGUGAGCAUAGCAGUGGCGAUCCGGAGGAUUAUCGUCGAGUUGCCCAUCAGGACUCCAGCAUCAUUAGCCCUGCACCGGGUGGUUACCUCAACGAUGAUCCCCAAUCAUCAUCGUCCGGUGACCAACGGCGCUCCUUCCGAGUGCGCUCCAGUGGUGCCAGGCGCGGUCUCUCAAUUUCGACUUCUAUCAUUCUAGAAGAUGAUGGCCUGCCUUCUCCUCUUAAAUCAGCACCUGCAACGAUCACUACAAUGGCUGAGGCAGGGUUCCCUCACUUACAUGCCCCUGAUCGCGAAGCAUCCCCGGGCGUGCAAUCGAGCUCGUCUGUUUCGCCCAUUCGGAGCCAAAAUUUCACCUAG